This is a messenger RNA of Ixodes scapularis (black-legged tick), 1803 nucleotides long. RefSeq names its product pre-mRNA 3'-end-processing factor FIP1 (gene Fip1). The record is from RefSeq and is a predicted model, not a curated record. Gene Ontology annotation, cellular component: mRNA cleavage and polyadenylation specificity factor complex. Gene Ontology annotation, molecular function: RNA binding. NCBI's taxonomy places the organism in Eukaryota, Metazoa, Arthropoda, Arachnida, Ixodida, Ixodidae.
CAUUCCGGAUCCGAAUCCUGUGAUGCGAACAAAAUGGCUGCUGCCGCGGAAGACGACGAUGCUUGGCUGUACGGGGAAAACGAAAAGGCAGACGCCGAGAAUCGGGAAGAAGGCGGCGACGAUUCGCGCACAGCUGCGGAAGACUCCGUAGUCGUUAUCAUCAAAGACGAAGUGCCGCAGGACGACAAAGAAGCAGGAGAAUUGAGCUGUGAGGAUGAUCAGCAGCGGACAGAUGAGACCUCGGUCGAUGCAGCGGAGGCAGAGCAGGACAAGGAGGCUGCGACAGCGACUGCAGAUGCGGAGAAAAAUGGGGACGGUGAAAUUGGGGACGACGAUGAUGAGGAUGAUGAUGACGACGACGACGAUGUUCAGGUCACGAUCCGAGACAUCAAGUCGGCGCCGUACGCGGCCUACCCCGGCCCCCCGCCGACAGUCAACCUCAACAUCAAGCGGGGCGCCCCGUUUGGGGGCAAUCUGGGGCCCGGGGGGGGCGUGGGGCCCGGGGGCGCCAAGACGAAGGGCCUGGACGUGGACGAGGUGGCCCUCCUCAAUGGGGUGUCCAUCUACGAGUUCAACAUCGAGUCGCUCGAGGACAAACCCUGGAGGAAGCCCGGCGCGGACAUCACCGACUACUUCAACUACGGCUUCAACGAGGACACCUGGAAGAUAUACUGCGACCGGCAGCGGAAGCUGCGGUCGGACAACAACGUGCCCGUCAAGUCUGCCCUGCACCUGGUGGGCAAGGAUCCCCUGCUGAUGCCCAUCCCUCCCGUAAACGAGAACAGCAAGUACACGGGCAUGGCCAGCGUGCCCGUGCUGGGCUCCAAGAAGGCGGGGCCGCCCCCCGGCCGCAAGAUGUCGGGCAGCAUCGACGUCAUCGGGGGCGGGGCCCCCUCCCUGCCCAGCCGGAGACCCGGGGGAGGCAAAGAAGGGGUUAUUCAGGUCAUCGGAUCGGUCGACUCCGGCUCCAUGGGGGGCCUGAGCCUGCCCCCGACACACGUGCCCCCGCCGGGCUACAUGGGGGUGCCGCUGGAUGCCAGCAACAUGUCCAUCCCGCCCCCAAUCCCGGGCAUGAUCCCGGGGGUCCCGCCUCCGGGCUACGACACGGGGUCGUUCCCGCCCCCUCGCUUCACCCACCCCCCUCCCCCGAUCCCGGGGGCUGGGGGCGACCGCUCCUACGACGACCGGUCGUCCUUCUACAACGGGUCGGGCUACGGCCAGCCGUACGGGGACGACGGCGGCGGCGGCUCGUGGCCGCGCGAGCGGGACCGCGAGCGCGAGGGCCGAGAGCGAGAGGGACGGGACCGCGAGGGCCGGGAGCGGGAACGCUCGUCGAGACGCGCCCCGCCCCCGGAUUACGACGAGGAGGACGCGAUGCCGCCGCCCCGGUCGAGCCGACGGUAUCGCGACUACUACCGCGAGCGGGAGGGUAGGGAGGGUAGAGAACGGGAGCCACGAGAGCCGCGGGAACCGCGGGAGCCCCGGGAGCCCCGGGAACUGCGGGAGCGCGGGAGGGACGGGGAGCGCGGGGAACGGGACGAGGAGUACGAAGAGCGGGAGCGCCACGAACGGCGGCACAGGGAGCACCGCGGGGACAAGGAAGAGCGGCACCGGUCGUCGCGCCGGAGGCACCACCGGGACGAGGACGAGGAAGAGGAGAGGCGCUCGUCCAAGCACAAGCACAAGAGGUCCAAGAAAGAGCGCGUGGCGGUUGUGGAGGAGCCGGAGGCGGCCGCAGAAGGGUCGCAGGAUGCGGCGCCCGAGGCCAAGGCGGAAUAAAGGAACGAGAUGGGGACGAGGUUU